AUGGACCACGGAGAUGAGAAGAAUGAGUUGCGGCUUCAGUUUGAAAUACUACAGAAACAGCAGGAGAAAAAAAAGCUUGAUAGGAAAAAAGCAAAAGACAGACAUAAGCUUAACGUCAAAGUUACACAGGAUGAUUCGGAUCAGUUGAAGGAAGACAGUCCGGCAGACAACCUGCCUGCAAACGACAGACUUGUGCACAAUGACAGUCAGAAUGUGCUUGAGCAGCUGAGAGAGCUACAAGAUGUAAAUGGUCGUCUCUUCAAACUUCUCGAAGAAAAGGAUUUUGAAAUGAAAUACCUGAAGAAGAAAAGAGAAGAGGAACGCCUGGCCUUAGCAUGCACAUCAGACUUGGCUGGAGACACAGCAGCCACCAAGAUCAUUGAGCUGUCCAAGAAGAACCGAGGGCUGAGUGCUGAGGUCGAGCAAGAAAAGAUGAAGUCAAAGCAAAACAGCAACAAAAUCAAAGAGCUUGAGAAAGAGCUGCGGUCUGCGUUGGUGCACGUUCCCCCUGGCCAAAAAACUGAAUCCCAGUUAUUUGGGGACUGUGAGCAGGAAAACCCAGCAGUGAAAUCUCUGCAGGAGAAAUUAGCUGCAGCCCAGCUGAAAGUGGCUGACUACCGAAACCAGAUUCAAGCCGUCAAACAGGAGUUAAAAGUUGCUCAAAAGGUUUUAAUCAGUGAGGUUGGAGAGCAGGUCAACUUUCAGCAAUUACUCAGCUCCCCCAGCAGCUUUACAGGUCGUGCUCAACAGGUUCUGGCUCUUCAGACGAGGGUGCGGGACCUCGAGCAGCAGCUCAAGCAGUCGACUCGGCAGCAACAGCCAAGCGUCCAGACAGAGGAAAAGUCUCUGGGCACAGGGGUCUCUCUGAAAACCAUUCCUCAGCAGAGGAACCUCAGCUUCAUCCGCAAAAUCGAGAAUGAGAAGCAGAAGGAUUUUGAGAGGAUCUCGGUGGAGCAUGACAACCUCCAGAAAGAAAACGCAGAUUUGAAGAAAAUGAUGGAAGCCUCAAAAGCCAGGAAUAAAAUUCUGUCUACUGAAAUGAAAACUCUGAAGGUUCAAGUGUCCACCCUGCUGAUGAAGGGUAAACAUGAUGACGAGCUGGUGGAUUCUUUGCUGAAGACGCAGGCCCAGAUGCAGGAGGCGCUCAACAAACAGCAGAACUAUCAGUUCCAGCAGAGUCAGCAGAGCAGUGAACUCGCAGUGCAGAACGCUCUCCUGAAGAAUCUUCAGAAGGUUUCUGCUGAGGAAGAAGCGAUCAAAAAAUCCCAACAAAUCCAAGUGCUCCCCAUUGAGGUGAAAUUGUAG
Molecule: messenger RNA, 1305 nt
Organism: Pleuronectes platessa (European plaice)
Lineage: Eukaryota; Metazoa; Chordata; Actinopteri; Pleuronectiformes; Pleuronectidae
Product: coiled-coil domain-containing protein 13
Exons: 9
Coding region: 1-1305 (434 amino acids)
Biological process (GO): non-motile cilium assembly; cytoplasmic microtubule organization
Cellular component (GO): centriolar satellite
Source: RefSeq, a predicted model, not a curated record